CUGGAUUGUGUUGAAGUGCCUUGUAUUGGUCGAAGCGCAGCGCUACCCUUUGCACCGACGACGUCCGCUGGUCGACAUGAACAACAAUGGAUACCCUUCUCCUGUUUCAAGAACAACUUCACGGGGAGAAGGCGAUAGUAUUUCUGAAACCCGGGAGCGUCAACCGCAAGAUAGAGCCGAUGGGCGCACUUCACACCGAAAUGGCCUACAGUCCGCGGCAGCAUCCCUCGACGCCGCGUUCGCCAGGCUGGAGCAAGUCAGAGCCAGUCUGCUGCAACUUUCCGGAAGACUAGCUGAGUCCAACCCCCAAUUAGGCUCUCGCGGUCACCUGGGACCUGCGCACGAUGCCAUCCUGCUCACAGGCACUUUGGUGGAUGAACCAGGGGAGUAUGUCGCACCUUAUGAUCCAGCACAGGUCAGCGUCAUCUCCGAGUUCCAAGAUUCCCUUCGCCGCGCCGUACAGGCACAGAGUUCGCUCACUCAGUUCGUGGAACAAACCGCCGCCAUUCGACAAGGCCACCAAUCCGGAAGUUGGCCACCACCACCCCAGGUUAGACUGCCCCACCGUCCCCUGCCCCCGGAUUCACAACCGCCUCGCUAUCAUCGCGAGUACUCGAGAGACGAUGGUGUUACUGCCAUAGGAAGAAGAGUCGCUGCUCGGACAUCGCCUGGCAGCAGGAACUCGACCAAUUCAAACUCGCCUCUUAACCCGAGGCCAGUGGUACCCCCAAUAGAUGUUACCACCACCGUCCCUCCCGGAAGGCCAGCACGACCAGAAUCAGGUCGAUUGGAUCCAUUGGUUGAAGAGGCACUCGGUGCUGCCCAGAGAGCAUCUCAAACGGGCGAUCUCAAUGAACUACGCCGGCUUAGCCAAAUACAAAGUCAACUGGCUUCCCCGGCCAACUCCCCACUCCACCUUCAAAUGCGACAGGAAGUUAUCCGUGAUCGUAGCAGGAGGAGACCUACAAGGACUGAAGGCCGUCAAACAACAACGUCCACUACCCGAACAUCAGGAAGCUUGCCUGCAGACCAGAUGUCGAGGCUUUCCCUUCUAUCCAACAUGUCCUUGAACAACUUCUCCCUCACUUCAACGUUGCCCUCGGGUUCGCACUCUUCCCCUCAACGCCCAUUACUUUUUGACGAGCCGGAAGCCUAUACUUUCUCUCCUGUUGGCACUUGGCCGGAGGAUGAUGUCUUCAUUGAAGACACACCCUUGGGACGCAGCUAUAUCGUCCGCAGGCGUGUUGACACCGGAGGAGUGGAACGCGUUCAAAGUAUCCAAUAUGAUUGGAAUGAUCUUGACAGUCAAUAUCUAGCUCCAAUGGAAGGCGAUACCACAGAGAAUCCUAUCACUCGACGCCGAAUGCUCAAUAACUUCCAAGAAAGAACCCUCCGCGUUCCGCCGGCUCCGCCGUCCGCUAUGCAGACCGCGGUCGCAACGCCGCGCAGAAGGGGAUGGGCCCGCUUGGAUCCGGAUGGAAAUGAAAUUCCGUCAGAAGAAGAGGAGGAACUGGAACGUCAUCGAACGGAGUACAGAAUCCGGGCUUCAACUCUCCAAGCAAGAGCCGCUAACCUCGCCCGAACCACGCCUAUGCAACAAUCUUCUAUGCGUGGAACGGUCUGGGAUUCGGUGGCCCAAGUCACCGACGCAGACAUCCCGUCGCGGCACUCUCGGAGCAAGCGCUCAAGCGCGAACGAUGCGAAUGGCCACGGUGGCCCAUUUGUGGUCAACCCCCUACCCAUGUCACUUGAUGAUAUGGUCCCAACCAAAAAAACAGACAAGGACGAUCAGCUUGUCAUCAUUGUCUCAAGGCAUGCCAGUUUUGCGGGGCGGUGA
This is a messenger RNA of Coprinopsis cinerea okayama7#130, 1837 nucleotides long. RefSeq lists its product as hypothetical. The coding region runs from base 77 to 1837 and encodes 586 amino acids. The record is from RefSeq and is a predicted model, not a curated record. Lineage: Eukaryota; Fungi; Basidiomycota; Agaricomycetes; Agaricales; Psathyrellaceae. The transcript has 3 exons.